AUUCAAUCGUAUUUAAAGAGUACAUUUGUAAACAUUCAUACAGUAUAGCUCGGUUUCAAAGUAGAUCUAGACCUACCCACACUCAGACAAAAAGAGAACUCUAAAAAGCAAAGAUAGUACGACACGAACAUAAUCACAUUAUGAAGCUUCCAAUAUUUCUAUUGGUCAACACCCUGACAGCCGAUGUUGCUCACAUGAUGGGUACAACGAUAGGGAAUGAGUUCAUCCUGAUGACUCCGCCUAUAGCUCCACGUUCCAAAAGAAGUUACAGAAUGCCUUUCGUGCUUUUUAGUCUUCUAGCUCCGGAGAGUCCUGCUUUUCAGGUAUUUGUUACGACACCUUGGUUCAAAGGAAAUGGCAGUUUACACCUCAUCGUCACGCUGCACCCAAUGGUGGCUGAGACGAUUACAUUGGACAAAAACUAUUUGUAUGUUUUGGAGCGUACGUCAAUCUCCUACAUCUCUAUUCAAGUAUUUAACAGCGAGGGGCCAAACACCAUCACAUUUCUACUGAAGCUCACCUCCCGGUCUCUGCCGUUACAAUAUUUGUCCAGGUCCUACGGAGACCAAUCCCGGAUCAAAAUCACACUGAGCUCGCAGGAAGGUUUUACAAUGACAACCUGCGGAAACAGUACAGGUGAUGCCACAGGAACUUACAUUUAUGGCUUACAAAAAUUUGGAGUUCUGACUGGUUCUUGUCAGGGGAGAACACCUGCGAUGAAAUGUAACGACAACUCGACCUCUUCUAUGUCACCAUCUUUUGAUAUUGUUUCGGAGAUGCUAAUGCCCUGGGAAACCUUUGGUUCAGAGUUCAUUACCCUAGCAAUUGGCACAAGAAUAAGCCUGAGCUACUUCAUUGUAUUAGCCGGCCAAGAUUACUCAGAAGUAAAUAUCUACAACUCAGAACAACACCCAGAAAGUUACGUGCUGAGAAAAAGAGGCGAUUUUUUAAUGCGUAGAUUGGAUCAAACAGAAUGCCUUGUCAAGUCCAACGAGUCUAUUCAGAUGAUAUGCGUCCAGGCGUCCACCUGCUUGGGGGCACCAGGAGAACUAGGGGACACCAGCCUGAGUAUGCUUGUACCUACACAGCUAUUUUACUUCAAAUAUAUUUUUAGUGUCAAUGACAUUUUCCCGGCCACCCACCAGGCCAUUAUAGUCGGGAACGUCGCCUACCUGGAGUUUCUUUACCUGAACGAGAGUCAACUGGACAAGGAGAUUGUUUGGCAUUCGGUGUCCGGGAGCCUCACCUGGUCGCUGGGCUCCAUUCCUCUUGAAACCGGCACUUAUUUAUUACACAACACAUUGAGACAAAACUUUGGAUGUUACUUGUAUGGUCAGUAUGUCAAUGUCUCAUUCAUGCAUCCAGCUGGAUACAUCGCAGCAUCUAUAAGUGAGGUGUGUAGGACGAUGAUGCAUAUGAAGGCUGGAGACCUGCUGGACAAUGAUUGUGAUCGCCGUAUAGACGAAGAGCUUCUGGACAACCAAGACAACGACGGAGACGGUCAACUGGACGAGGAUUUGGCUUUAUUAACAGUAGACCUAAUUAAACAGAUACACAUGAUAGAGGAACACAACAACAGAAAGAAAGUUGAUCGUAAAUGGAGCAAGUGGAGCGAAUGGCAAUGUUCUUCAAACUGUUCUGACUCAACACAAUACAGGCAUAGACUUUGUGAUAAUCCUAAACCUGGAAAUGCUGGGGUCGAGUGUCCGGGGGAAUCAGAGGAAACUAUACUUGAACAAUGUUACUUGGAGAACAUCGUUUGUCCUGCAGAGUGUCCAGACUUUAGUUGGGGUAUCAACUGCACCCGGACUUGCAAGAAUUGUAUUCAUCCGUGUGACAAGUUUACUGGAGCGUGUCAGCGCUGUGGAAGAGGUUACAAAUAUCCAAGGCAAGGUUGUAUUAAACAAUGUGAUCUGUUUGAAUACGGGGAAGAUUGUCUACAAAGUUGCUUGGAAAAAUGUGGCGACGAUUGUGUUAACAGAGAAACAGGAGAUUGUAUUCUUGUCGUAGAUGAGGGCUCACCUGAGAGUGAAGGAUGGGGCACGUGGACAGAAUGGCACUGUGCUCAGGAUUGUCUGGAUUCAGCCUUGUAUAGAAAAAGGGUCUGCCUGUCAGUUAUAGCAUGUCAUGGGACUCACUUAGAAGUCAAGAGUGGACACUGUUAUAUCGGAGUGGUUUGCCCACUAGACUGCCCGAAGAAUCACUGGAACAUAGACUGCAGAGACACUUGCUCCUAUUGUGAGGACGACUGUGACAAGUUCACGGGGCGAUGUAAGGCCUGUGUGGCAGGCCACAAAUACCCAGAGGAGGGAUGCCAUGAGAGGUGUGGUACAAAUCAGUAUGGCGUGAACUGUGAGGGUGAUUGUGAGGCAAAGUGUGGACAUGACUGUAUCAACAGAAUCACAGGACAGUGUCAAGAGAACUACCUACAGUAUGUCACUAUGGUUCCGGGACUUCUUAUACUUGUGCCAUGUUAUUAUUGGUUAUGCAGUAAGCACAAAAGCAAAGUUAAUCGAAGUUACAGUUUCUCGUUCGUGAAGUUUCUAUCAAUACCGAGGCUGCUCCAUCGCCUGGAUGACAGAUAUGGAUCUUCAGUGGACAAAGAAGAAUGGCUCCCAACCAGCGCCGCACAAAGCAGCUCAACGACCGCUAACACAAUAAAGCGCACGGCAACUCUUUCAGAGACGAACGAGUCACCUGACUCGAGCGACUUCAGUGACACCGAUAUUUCGACGUCGGUCUUCAGCGAGAAGCGAAGUAAACACUUUGAGACGUAUCGCAGUGCUUCGCAGGCGUCGUUCAGGACCACAAAUGCAGGCGCGGAAUCCAAUUUUGAUGCAACGAACAGGAACCCAGUGGAGGGCAUAGACUCCAAGAAGAACAGCGGAACUGCGGAGCCAAAUCGAUUUCGAGGCGUAUUAAGAGCUACGCAGCAAAAGCUGAAAAAAUUGGCUAUUCACCGAAUGAGGAGAAAAGAUGUCAGCGUGACAGAGGGUGUCGUUGAAAUUACGGUCCCGGAGGAAGACGCGAUCCCAAAAGAAUACCCCCGGAAAAAAUCCAGCCUCACGGCGUGGAGAAAACUGAGCAAAGCUAGCGUAAGUAAAUUUACAGAGGCCAGAAGGGAGUCGAAGCUCGAGAAGUCUGAUCUCGAAGAGAACAAGGCGAUAUCUAAUGCGCAUGACGGAGCAGAGAUACCAAGAAAAACUUCUAGUAGGACAGACCCAGGGAUUUAUAUCGGAGAUUAGAAAAAGGUCGAAAGUGGCAUUUUGAUUGGGUACAGCGGAAGUACAAGAAAUAUUAACGUGAACAUACAUUUUUGAUUUCGCAUUGUUACACUUUGUUUUUUUCGUAUUGGAAUCUAAUGAUCACAAUUACAUAAAACUUUUUUGUGUUAACCAAAUUAGACUUUUGAGAAGUUUACCUGUCGUCAUUGUAGGAGAUUUCAAAUAAAAAGACAUUCUCUUAAACUUUCACACAAGGCAAAUAUUCUUGCUUGCGUUCAUUGUCAAGAAUUCAUUAAAUAUUUUCACGUAUUUCUCCGAUUGUUAGUUUCUGUCACGUUUCAACGUAUGUACAUAAACCAAGUUGUA
Biomphalaria glabrata is the source of this 3590-nucleotide messenger RNA. RefSeq lists its product as uncharacterized. NCBI's taxonomy places the organism in Eukaryota, Metazoa, Mollusca, Gastropoda, Planorbidae. The record is from RefSeq and is a predicted model, not a curated record. Bases 141 to 3245 code for a protein of 1034 amino acids. The transcript has 25 exons.